AGAAAAUUAUUGACUAAUUUAAGCUCCGUCGCAAAAAUUGUUAGGCUGUUGUGACACCUCUCCUUCUGCGUCGUCACUUCCAAAGCUCUACCUCCCCUCCAUAAGAAACUCCGCCAUCGCAAAUUCUCCGAUCACAAUCGCAAUUUCUCUAUCACGAUACAUUAUGAAGCUCAACCCUCAUUCCGGCUCUGCUUCUCAAACCCUGACGGCCACUGCGUCGUCUAACGACGCCCGCUUGCUCGUUCGCGAGACUCUCCGGAUUAGCGCCAACCUUGCCUCCGCCCCUCCUUUACCCGACUCCGCGGACGCGCCGAAUGAUUCGUUCUCCAGAUUGCUCUGCUGCGAGGAGAUGGACGGGAACGUGUGGAAGUACUUUCCGGAUGGCAGGGUGGAUUGUGGCGCGAUGAAGUCUAGGACGAGCUCGAUUCGCGGUGUUGGCUUGCAGAGUCCCCAAGCUCCAUUUGAUGACUUGAUGGCAUUUAUAAGAUCUUAUGUGCUCCCCGAUGGUUUCCCAGACAGUGUUACACCUUCUUAUGUGCCAUAUAUGAAAUGGAGGGCUCUAAAGUACUUUUGUGGAGGAGCAAUGAGUGUGUUUACAACACAAACACUCCUAGGUUCAGUUGGAGUAUCCAAAAGCAGAGCUGUAGCUAUCAACUGGAUACUCAAGGAUGGUGCAGGCCGGGUUGGAAAGAUGAUUUUCGCUCGCCAAGGAAAGAAAUUUGAUUAUGAUUUAAAACAGCUUAGGUUCGCGGGAGAUCUCCUCAUGCAGUUGGGAGCUGCUGUAGAAUUGGCAACUUCUGCUUUUCCACAACUUUUCCUUCCUUUAGCGUGUGCAGCCAACGUGGCCAAGAAUGUUUCUGCGGUCACAUCAACAUCAACCCGUACUCCUAUAUAUAAGGCCUUUGCUAAAGGAGAAAACAUUGGGGAUGUAACUGCUAAAGGGGAGUGUGUGGCCAAUCUUGCCGAUCUGCUUGGCACUGGGAUGAGCAUCAUGAUAUCCAAAAGAAACCCAUCCUUAUUGACUACAUUUUCCCUUCUUUCAUGUGGAUAUCUUUUCAGUUCUUACAAUGAGGUAAAAUCUCUUGUGCUAUGUACUUUAAAUAGGGCAAGAUUUACUGUUGCAGUCGAGUCUUACUUGAAGACAGGUAGAGUUCCUACACUACAAGAGGGAAAUUCAAUGGAAACUAUAUGCAGCUUUCCAUGGAAAACACAGAGACCUAUUGUUCUUGGGUCAAGAUUCAGAGAGGCAUUUCAAGAUCCUGACUCAUAUAUUUCAUUGAAGCCUAUAUUUGAAAGAGAACAAUAUAUUGUGACGUACAAUCCUUGCAAAGGGAACAUAUAUGCAUUGCUCAAGGAUCAAGCAAAAUCUGAUGAUGUACUCAAAGCCGCAUUUCACGCACAUGUCCUUCUGCAAUUCAUCCAGUCAUCCGAUUGUCAGUCUUCCAGGAAUCGAUCACAAGAGUAUCGCUCGUUUUCUUCGAUGCCCAGUGCUAAUCUUAAUGCUCAGGUUGCAGAAUCUUAUAAAAUGGUCUCAGCUCUGUAUGCAUCUUUCAAGAAUAAAGCUAAAGAUCAGGGGUGGGUAAUGUCAGAAUCACUGCUCAAUCCUGGUCGAGCUCGCUUAUGCAAUAUUGUCGAAUAAGAUGUCGUUAACCCACUAAAUAUUGACAAAAAGCUUAUGUGAACUUCUCUCAUAGUAACCAGGUAUAGGCAUGAGCAUUCAUUUGGACAUCAACGGAAGAAGAUUUUACCUGUAUGUACUCUGUAGCGUUUCAGAUUUUUUUCUAUGCAAGCCGGAAAUAUGGCCUCCCGCCAUUACCAGAGGCAGAGAUGAUAACGUGUGGAAUAGUUUCCUUGUAAAUUUUGGUUUUCAGGUGUAAUUGUACCUUAUUUGCUCUUCGACCUAUUUACUCAAAGUUAUACAAGAACAAUGUGUAAAACAGAUCAGCGAAAUCCAUGUAGCAUAAUUUUUACAUGCAUGUUUCACUAUCCCGACAUGAGAACUUUAUUUUUGGCCUUGCUUAGAGACA
Messenger RNA from Cuscuta europaea, 2027 nucleotides. The record is from the annotation of a GenBank genome assembly. NCBI's taxonomy places the organism in Eukaryota, Viridiplantae, Streptophyta, Magnoliopsida, Solanales, Convolvulaceae.